This is a messenger RNA of Candidula unifasciata, 923 nucleotides long. The record is from the annotation of a GenBank genome assembly. Lineage: Eukaryota; Metazoa; Mollusca; Gastropoda; Stylommatophora; Geomitridae.
GCCCUGUCAAAUAUCAGCCUCUCACGGGGAGUACGUGACGAUGAUUCUGUUGACCAGCUGCACCACUUUGCAACAGUGGCCAUCUUUGCCACAUUUGCUGCUCUGAUUGGCAUGAACCAGUAUGUGGGAGACCCCAUCCAUUGCUGGGUACCUGCUCAGUUCCCGAAACAUCAUACGGAGUACGCAGAAAAUGUAUGUUGGAUCUCUCAAAUGUAUUAUGUGCCAAUGGAUGAGGAGAUUCCGUUCAUUAAAGACAAGAGAAUGCAUAGAGAUAUCAGCUUCUACCGAUGGGUAGUGGCCAUUUUCUUACUGCAGUGCUUUCUGUUCAAAUUUCCCAACAUGCUAUGGAAGGAACUGCGAGGUUACUCAGGACUUAACGUUCAGAAAAUUGUGAAUAUGGUAGAGGACUUGACAACCUCGCCUCCAGAUAAGAAGGAUAAAGUUGUGUCGGAUAUCUGCAUGUUUAUUCACAAGUGGCUGCAGAGUUACAGAGUGUACAAGUAUAACCUGAUGGUCAAGGUGAAAGAAAAGAUGUCUAGCAUAUUAUGCUUCAUGCUGGGCAAGAGACAGGGCACAUACCUGACCGGCCUGUACCUUUUCAUAAAACUGCUGUAUCUUGUCAAUGUUCUGGGCCAGUUCAUCAUGCUGACUGCAUUCCUCAAGUUCAACUACUGGACCUAUGGCUUGCAAGUGUUGCAGCACCUGGGAGGUAAGUGGGUGGACAUUGACCACUUUCCUCGGGUGGUCAUGUGUGACUUCGAGAUCCGACAGCUGCAGAAUAUCCAGACAUACACACUGCAGUGUGUUCUGAGCAUCAACCUGUUUAUCGAGAAGAUUUUUGCCAUUGCCUGGUUCUGGCUCUUCCUCCUAACUGUUGCUUCUAUCAUCAACUUCGUUAGCUGGCUCUACAACAUCUUUUUCAG